Cryptomeria japonica (Japanese cedar) is the source of this 1296-nucleotide messenger RNA. RefSeq names its product L-type lectin-domain containing receptor kinase SIT2-like. The transcript has 3 exons. The coding region runs from base 1 to 1296 and encodes 431 amino acids. Gene Ontology annotation, cellular component: plasma membrane. Gene Ontology annotation, molecular function: carbohydrate binding; protein kinase activity; ATP binding. The record is from RefSeq and is a predicted model, not a curated record. Gene Ontology annotation, biological process: protein phosphorylation. NCBI's taxonomy places the organism in Eukaryota, Viridiplantae, Streptophyta, Pinopsida, Cupressales, Cupressaceae.
AUGUCUCUGUCCAACAUUCUUGAAGAAGAAAUGUACGUUGGUUUCUCAGCAGCUACAGGCAAUCUUUAUGAUGAGAAUUACAUAGCUGCCUGGAGCUUUACUACAAACGGAGACGCCUCGUUCAAAUCUUUGGAGCUAUGUGUUCCCAUUACACAGAGAAAAUCCAAGAGCUCAAAUUCCAGAUUGAUAGCUGGCAUUACCACGGCUUGCGUCCUUCUCCUCCUGGUGGUGGUGGCAGCAUUGCUUGUGCGGUUGAAGAGAAAGCAGUACAGAGAUAUUAUUGAAGAAUGGGAGAUGGAGUACUGGCCUCACAGAUCUAAGUACAAAGACCUACAUAUUGCAACAAGGGGUUUCGGAGAGGAUGGACUUUUGGGAUCCGGAGGCUUCGGUCGAGUCUACAGAGGAGUAUUGCCCACAAACAGCCUCCAAGUAGCGGUGAAAUGUAUCCUUAGAGAAACCGAGGAAGGGAUAAAGGAAUUCAUAGCAGAGAUCUCCAGUCUUGGUCGCCUUCAACAUCGAAAUCUUGUGCAGAUUAGAAGCUUCUGCAGGCGAGUAAAGCAGCUAUUCAUAGUUUAUGACUACAUGCCAAAUGGGAGCCUAAACAAGAAGAUAUUUGGAAAGCCAAAAAUGGUGUUUGAAUGGGUUCACAGGUACAAAGUCCUGAAAGAUGUCGCUGCGGGUUUGCUGUAUCUUCACGAAGAAUGGGAGCAACGUGUAGUGCACAGAGACAUCAAGUCGAGCAACGUUUUGCUGGACGCAGAGCUCAAUGGAAAGCUUGGAGAUUUCGGGCUUGCGCGUCUAUACGAGCAUAACAAAAACUCACAUACUACUCGUGUGGUGUCUACAAUGGGAACGCUGGGGUAUAUUGUACCAGAGCUGAUACACACUGGAAAAGCCAGCGCAGUUCCAGCCACAGAUGUGUUCAGCUUUGGUAUUUUUCUGUUGGAGGUUGCUUGCGGAAGGAAACCUGUUGAGCCCUCUCUCCAGCCUGAACAAAUGAUUAUGGUUGACUGGGUGAGAGAGCUGUAUGCUGCGGGAACUCUCAUGGAUGCAGCAGACCCGAAUCUUGGUGGGCAAUAUGUGGAAAGUGAGAUGGAGAGAGUGCUCAAACUGGGGCUGCUCUGUUCUAACCCACAGCCAGAAGGUAGGAUCAGCAUGAGACAAGCUCUGCAAAUACUUGAGGAAGAAGCUCCAAUACCAGGUUUUGAUGCUACGUUUCAUUUGGAGAUUAAUGAGCCCACCAGUACUUUGAAGUCUCCUCCAAAUUCCAUUUCCAUCUCUCUUGAAGGACGAUAG